CGCUUGCCCUGACCCCCAAAAGACAAUGAAGCGCAAUGCGUGUAAGCUAGAAUGCUUUUAUUGCUGCUGGACUGACUUAUAGUCCAAGAAAUGAUGCAUGCUUCCAAGAAGCACAAGGAAAAAGACGUCCAACGCAUACCAAGAGCUGCAGAGCCAUCUGACAGUAUUGCUGGACCUCGAGCGCUGCUGCAAUAUGUGCUCAAGUCAGUCUCCCUCAUUCUCUGCUUCUGCUGAGACUCUAGACCCGAAACAUUUCCAAGAGCUAUUGUCGUCACCUACAACGAUGACUUUGUCGUCAUCAAGGACAAGUUGUGUGUCGCUACAUCGAGCUAUCGUCUUUGUGUUAACAUUCAGUCCCAAGUCCAUGUUCCAUCUCCUUCUCAUCCCCAGAGACAGGGCAAUCCUUGAUCUUCAUCCAUUUGAAGCAUUGAGUACAGACCUGCUCGACAAGACACGCAUAUAUAUCGAGUCACUCAAACCUCUGUUUGAAAAGGAACUGAUUCGAUUACACAACGGAGCCCGCUCAAAUGGGCUCCCCUGGGCGGAUUAUCUCAAAAUUGGUGUUCAUGCAGUGCCAAGUAUGUCGCAUGUCCAUGUUCACAUCAUGACCAGAGAUUAUAGCACCACCUGGCUUAAGACCAAGAAACAUUACAACUCAUUCGCUGGGUAUGGAUCUUCAUGCUUGUUCUGUACGCAAGCUGACAUAGCAGCAACUUUUUUGUCAAUCUAGACGCUCUUCCUUUGGGUCAAGAUGAUCCGCGGCAUUCGCCAAAGUACGCUGAAGAUUUGCUCAAGGCAGACUUGGUGUGUUGGCGAUGUGGCGACACCUUCAAGACGAUGCCGACACUCAAAGAGCACCUCGCAGUUGAAUGGGCUAGUUAUUUGGAAAGUCAAAAGAAGCUAGAGACACAAGAGACUUCUGAUGCACAGCAACCAUGAUAGCGCAAGAUGUAUGUUCAAUUGCUUCCAUAUGCAUGAUAUAAACAGGUGGCGCGGAGCCAUCUUGGCACCAUGUGCGCAAGAAAGUAUAAACAAGAACAGGGCAUAAAGCCAUAAUAUGUAUAGUGCAGGUCGUAGAAG
Protomyces lactucae-debilis is the source of this 1080-nucleotide messenger RNA. RefSeq lists its product as uncharacterized. Bases 98 to 730 code for a protein of 210 amino acids. Gene Ontology annotation, biological process: single strand break repair; double-strand break repair. Gene Ontology annotation, cellular component: nucleus. The record is from RefSeq and is a predicted model, not a curated record. NCBI's taxonomy places the organism in Eukaryota, Fungi, Ascomycota, Taphrinomycetes, Taphrinales, Protomycetaceae. Gene Ontology annotation, molecular function: DNA 5'-adenosine monophosphate hydrolase activity; mismatched DNA binding; single-stranded DNA binding. The transcript has a single exon.